AUGGGGAGGAUUGCUUACUGGAGGAAUCACAUUUUAGUUACAAUUCUUGCUUGGGUUGGGAUUGCUCCGAAGGGUGUUGUUGAUGUGCAUGAAAUGCUCUUUGUCACUGCGGAUUACCUGACUAGAGGCGAUAAUGGAAAAGGAGGUUCUGCAUUUCGUGUUGAACACCGGAGCAAAAACCCCCUCGGUCGGCUUGGCACGUGGCAGGCAAACCCUGGUGUCGUCGGUCGAGCUGUUGAAACCGCCAUCAAGGUCGCCGAUCGCCGCUCCUUCUACAUACAUAUGUACACCAUAUAUGCCGUUUAUACUUUUGGUUAUGUUAUCAAUUUUGCUCUGUGGCUGACCAUUGCUGCUAGCCAUUGCAUUAACUCAGAGCAACGGCAAUGCCGGCAGUGGUUGGAUACCGCCAUAUUGACUGUGCUCCAUCCUAUAGAAAUGAAAAGGAGGUAUUUAGGCACAAGAUGCCUUCUUAUUCAAAUUGGUUCAGUUACAAAGAAGCUGUUGGAUGAUAGAGUUGUGAAGAGGGAGGAUUUAUGUUUUACCUCCAAACUCUGUUCUUUCUGUUCUUUUCUUUUGAGAGGGAUAUUUGGCAUCUUUACUGUUGGAAAAAUUGUAUCAUGGGCUAAUGAAUGGACCUGUCUAAUUGUGAGGAUCCAUUGGUCUGCCCGGUUGACAAAGGGGGCUGUUGGCAUUAAUCCAGAAGACUUUGUUCCAGUUGACAUACCUACCACAUGGAAGGCUAUGGAAGCACUCUAUGACUCUGGAUAUUCACCACUUGGUUCGCCUGGAACGGCGAUGUACAAGAUCGAUGUCCUCAAGCAUCCUGUUAUAGUUACUACAGCAGAAAAAUUGGGUAAACUCCAGCUCAGGUUGCUCUUCGAUGGGGUUUACAGAUGGGUCAUAGUGUACUACCCAAGAGCACAAAUGAAUCAAGGAUCAAAGAGAACUUUGAUGUUUUCGAUUGGUCUAUACCUGAUGACUUAUUUGCCAAGUUCUCCGAAAUUGAUCAGGCAAGUUAUUUUCAUUUUCAUUAAACCCCUUUGA
This is a messenger RNA of Fraxinus pennsylvanica, 1044 nucleotides long. The record is from the annotation of a GenBank genome assembly. Lineage: Eukaryota; Viridiplantae; Streptophyta; Magnoliopsida; Lamiales; Oleaceae.